AUGGGGGAGCAGGAUGCGUUCGAGCCCGACUGGGCCGCAAUCACAGUGGACUGCCUGACUCGGAAGCUCAGGGCUACGGUGCGCGUGGAGGCCUUCGGGGAGGCGAAGCCACGUUUCGCGGAGCAGAGGGUGCAGCUGGAGCCCAGCGGCGACUUGCUGCCGUUGAUCCCCCGCACCCGCGCAGCGCUCUAUGAGGAUGGUGAUGUUGUCGACGCAGAAGAGCGGGCGCUGGUGGCGCACUGGUUGCAGCAGAAGCUUCAGCCACAGUUCGAUUUCCCGGUGGAGGUCACUGCUGAGAGCGCCUCCCACCACGGCAAGGUACUGCCGCGCUUCGCGGGGUGCGAAUGUUCGCCAGGGAAGAACUGGCAGCGCUUCUACAGCACCUUCCACAUCGAUCACAAGCAGAACUGCGCUACGAUGGAAGAGGGCGUGCAGGUGAACGUCUGGCUGAACCUUUCGGAGCGUCCCAUCUCAGACUUCCACCUGGGCUUCCUGGAGCAGCGCGGAGCCAUGCUGGCGGGAAAGGAUCUGCCGCACCUCACUCAGGAGGACCUGCAGGAGGUGGCGGUGCGUUACCAGGCGCUGCUGGGCAAAGACGAGGCGCUGAUCUUCCAGUCCACCGGCGCCAUGUCGGUGGCCCACGGAUCCUUCCGCUUCCAAAACGAGCAAAAGCUGACCCACGAGCCACGCUACUCCUUGGAGUUCCGACUUCUGCUCCGGCGAGUCUCCUGA
Molecule: messenger RNA, 732 nt
Organism: Effrenium voratum
Lineage: Eukaryota; Dinophyceae; Suessiales; Symbiodiniaceae
Source: the annotation of a GenBank genome assembly